Molecule: messenger RNA, 694 nt
Organism: Telopea speciosissima
Lineage: Eukaryota; Viridiplantae; Streptophyta; Magnoliopsida; Proteales; Proteaceae
Exons: 1
Coding region: 90-665 (191 amino acids)
Source: RefSeq, a predicted model, not a curated record
ACUCGUUCUGGAAGAGAAAACCACUUUGGAGUUUGAAAUUACAAUCACAAAAGAGCAGAGAGAGACAGAGAAAGAGAGAGAAUAGUAAGAUGACAACCUGUGCUCUGAAAUCUCAUAUUUCUUUGCCGAUGCAAUCUAACCUCAAUCGGCCAACAUCUGAACCUUCCACCCAUCUCCUUCCCCUCAGAACCAAGCCAAGGAAAAGCCCUUCAGAUUCACAACAACAAAGCCAAAUUAUAAGAUGGUUCAGUAAGGACAGCAGCAGGGACAAGAAGAAGCUACUCACCAGUAUUGCCUUCAAAUCCAAUGUUCCUAUACCUUCACAGAAAAGGACUGGGCUACAAAGGUUUGUGAUAUUGGGUGCAGCUUCUCUUGGAUUGGCAGUUCUGCUUGCAGGGAUAGAUGAUGGGAAGGCCUUGGCUUUGGGUCCUGAAGGGCCUUUGAUGGAGGAAUUUUGGGACAACAUGAGAAGAUAUGGGCUAUAUAUUGUUACAGUGAGCACUGGUGUUAUUUACACUAUCUUCCAGCCUAUUCUGGAGCUGUUGAAGAAUCCAAUUUCUGCAAUUCUCAUUAUAACCAUCUUAGGGGGUGGUAUUUUCAUUGUUUCCCAAGUGCUUUCAGCUAUGUUUGGUGUCUCUGAAUUUGCUUAUGAUUAUGGCUAUUAGUAUUUUAAGAGUCAUUUUGGAUUAACAAA